Molecule: messenger RNA, 5520 nt
Organism: Oncorhynchus kisutch (coho salmon)
Lineage: Eukaryota; Metazoa; Chordata; Actinopteri; Salmoniformes; Salmonidae
Product: chordin-like
Biological process (GO): multicellular organism development; negative regulation of BMP signaling pathway; dorsal/ventral pattern formation
Molecular function (GO): BMP binding
Source: RefSeq, a predicted model, not a curated record
GGAUCAUUACUGUUCCACAGAAUGACUGAAUGGCGAGACUCUUGCUGUGAACUUAUUCAAAUAAAUCUCCGUGCGCACUUCACUGUAAACUUGACCCGCCGAGCGCUCGUGAUGCCUCGGUAGGCACCAUGCCUGAAGCCUCUUGCACGCAUUCUCACACCUAUGGAACAUGGAGGAGUGGGAAGCAUAUUGCUAAACUUCAAAACACAUGUAAAUCAAGUGUUUUAUUGUAUGUAAUUUUCACUUGUAUAACAAUAAGAGAACGUUUCCAUAAACAAAAUAAUAAAGAAUGUGAGUCGAUAUUGUCGAUGACUUCAGCCAUUCUUAUUCAAUGAGAACAGGCUACACAAAUAGGCUACACAAACGUAUGAAUGUUCAGGUAGGAAUGGUAGGUAUUUGAAGCUGAAGUUAAUAUGGCCAACAUAAAUCAAGUGUUCCAUAAAAAAGGGCAUUCUGUGAUAGAGGAUCAACACAGAUUGAAAUACGUCGCCCGAGCUAUUCAAACAAUGUUCAUUUGUUUCUGUUAAGUCACUUAUGUCUGAACUGUAGAAGCAGUUGUAUAAAUACAGAACAGGCUGCACACACAGAAACCAACAUUCCUCCCUAGCCUACUGUAGGCUACAGCCCUGAAGAUUCCACUUUCCUUCACUAGGUGUUCACAUUUGACAUGGAAUUAGUUUAGGGGUAUAGGCUCUAAGACCCCUGUUGACCCCCCUCCUAACCCCACCCACUCCUUUCCUUCUCACCCCUCCCUGCCCGUGCCUGCUCCAAGUGUCCAGGGAAAGUAUAAAGUGGGAAGGGACCCGCAAGGACGGGACAUACGCUUCUGGGCUGGUACAGUCAUUGCCUCGGAAAAUCUCCAACCUCUGGUCACUUUCUCUGCUUCUCUCUGUUGCAUAACUUGGGAGUCUUUAUUUCCGAAUAGGAAUAACUUCAAGACCAUCAACAAAUAGGCGACUUGAAUGCUGACCUAUUCCUGUUUAUUUAGAGAAGGUUUAUUACUGGAGUGACAACUUACGUUCACGUGAAAGCUUCUAAAAACGAAGGGAAGAAGUUUUCAAGAACAAAAAGGGAAAAGAGAAACCGGAGCCAGUUUGGGAUGCUACCACCGGCCGGGAUGCACACUCGCCGCGCGCUGAGUUCCUUACUGUGCGUGAUGAGCUGCGCGUGGCUGCACUCUGGACUGGCCUCACGGCAUAAAUCUCCCGUUCUGCCCAUCCAUUCGGAGAGGGAACCUUUACCAUCCAAGGGCAUGUCAGGAUGUUCAUUCGGAGGAAGAUUCUAUUCUCUGGAGGACACUUGGCACCCUGACCUCGGGGAGCCGUUUGGAGUCAUGCAUUGUGUCCAAUGUUACUGCGAGACACAAAGGGGUCGUAAGAGUAAGGUGUUGGGGAAGGUGAGCUGUAAGAACGUCAAGCGGGACUGUCCUGAGCCUAGCUGUGAUGACCCAGUACUGCUACCUGGACAAUGCUGCAAGACCUGCCCCAAAGGCGAGGUGGACAGGAAGCAGGCGGAGGCGGUGUUUGAUGGCUUCGAGUACUUCCAGGAGAAGGAGAAAGAGGAUGACCUGCACAAGUCCUACAAUGACCGCUCAUACCUCAGCUCUGAGGACAUUUCCUCUGGGGAGAGCCGCACUGACUUUGUAGCAGUGUUGACGGGAGUGACAGGCUCCUGGUUACCCAGCUCCAGUGGUGUGGCCCGGGCACGCUUCUCUCUCACUAGAACCAGCCUGACCUUCUCCAUCACCUACCAGAGGAUUGGGCGACCAAGCAGGGUUGCCUUCCUUGAUUCAGAUGGAAACACUGCGUUUGAGUACAAGACCCCUAAGAGAGACUCAGACAUGAUCUGCGGGGUGUGGAAGAAUCUUCCCCAAUCCCACGUGCGACAGCUACAGGCAGAACAACUUCGGGUUACUAUGACAACAGCCACUGGUAGACGGGAGCAGAUCGAAGGAAAGAUCAUCAAACACAGAGCACUGUUCGCAGAGACGUUCAGCUCCACUCUGACCUCAGAAAAAGAGCAUUCUGGGAUGGGAGGCAUCGCCAUGCUGACUCUGAGUGACACAGAGAACAACCUUCACUUCAUCCUCAUACUCCAGGGACUGAUACAACACAGACAGAGAGACUCCCCCCUGGUGCCCAUCCGGGUACGACUGCAGUACAGCCAACAUGUCCUGAGAGAGAUCCAUGCCAACGUCACCGCCUAUGACCCAGACUUUGCUGAGGUACUGACAGACCUGAACAGUCGGGAGCUCUUCUGGUUGUCAAGGGGCCAGCUGGUGAUCGCCGUAGAAACCGAGGGCCCGGACCCCAGACACAUCUCUGGCUUCAUCACCGGCAGGAAGUCAUGUGACACCAUCCAGAGUGUCAUGUCCAGUGGUGAUGCAUUGACAGCAGGGAAGACAGGCGGUGUGGGAUCAGCAUUCUUUCAUCUCCAUGACAACGGCACCCUGGACUACCAGGUCCAGAUAGCGGGGUUAUCCAGUGAAGUGGUGGGUCUGACCAUCGAGCUAAAGCCUCGGCGGCGCAGUAAGCGCUCCGUGCUGUAUGACCUAGCUCCAGAGUUCGACAGGCCCAGCGGGCGAGCGACAGGAAGCUGGAGUCGUCUGGAGGCGCGUCACAUCCAUAUGCUGCUGCAGAACGAACUGUUCAUCAACGUGGCUACGGCACACAGCCAGGAGGGGGAGCUACGUGGACAGAUCAGAGGCCUGCUCUACAGCGGUCUGGAGGCACCCAGACAUGAGGUCCCUAUCCCUCUGGCAGGCCAGUUUGUGUCCCCUCCAGUCCUGACCAGUGCUGGGGGCCAUGCCUGGGUGUCUGUGGAUGAGCGCUGUCACCUCCAUUAUGAGAUCGUGGUGGCAGGCCUCAGCAAAGCUGAUGACCUCACAGUCAGCGCCCAACUUCAUGGAUUUGCCGAAAUCGGAGAGCUUGGCGAGAGCAGCACCAAUCACAAGAGACUGCUGACAGGGUUCUACGGUUCUCAGGCCCAGGGUGUGUUGAAGGACAUCAGUGUAGAGUUGUUGCGUCACCUGGACAGAGGGACAGCCUUCAUUCAGGUCAGCACCAAGGUCAACACCAGAGGAGAGAUACGUGGACGGGUCCAUGUGCCUAACAACUGUGAGUUUGGAACAAGGGGUGAGGUGGAGGUGGCUGAGUUUGAUGGCCUGUUUGUGCAUGAUCCUGAGGAACUAAAGAAAGAUCCCCACACCUGUUUCUUCGAGAGUCAACACCAUGCCCACGGCUCACUCUGGACCCCGAACUACAACAACUGUUUCACCUGCAGCUGUCAGAAGCGCACAGUGAUCUGUGACCCGGUCAUCUGUCCAGUCCUCACCUGUUCUCGCACCAUCCAACCUGAGGACAAGUGCUGCCCCGUGUGUCUCGAGCGGAAAGACCCCAAGAACAUGAAGACUCCAGAGAGGCUAGAUGAGCAUCCAGAAGGUUGUUACUUUGAGGGGGACCAGAAGAUGCAUGCUCCUGGGUCAACAUGGCAUCCAUUCGUCCCUCCAUUUGGCUACAUCAAGUGUGCCCUCUGCACCUGCAAGGGGGCGACAGGCGAGGUGCACUGUGAGAAGGUGACGUGUCCAGCCCUGACCUGCAGUCGUCCGGUACGCCGUAGCCCCUCAGACUGCUGUAAGGAAUGUCCGGAGGAAGGCAAACCCCUCUUGGUGCACGCUGACAUGAUGCAGGCAGACGGAACGCGUCACUGCAAGUUUGGGAAGAACUUCUACCAGAACAGUGACAACUGGCACCCCCGUGUACCCCUGAUGGGAGAGAUGAAGGCAUCACCCUGUUGGUGUGACCAUGGUGUGACUAAGUGUCAGAGGAAACAGUGUCCAGUCCUGACCUGUAGUAACAUCACCCGCCGGGAGGGCAUGUGCUGUCCUGAGUGCCAAGAUUCCAAAGAGGAAGAGGAGGAGCUGAUGAAAGUUCCGGAAAAGCAGAACAGCUGGAGACACUGAGCUGAGAUCCCCUCUCCACCCGCAUACCCCACUUCUACCUUCCCCGCACCCCCCCCCCCCCCCUCUCUCUACCUACCCCCUCAUGGGCAGACCUAGACCUGCACACUGGGUCAGCUAACACCCCCUAAAAUCAAGACCCCUAUAACCCUCCAGCCCCAACCCACAAACCCCCCUGUCCACUCCCACCCCUUAGUCAGCCUAAGGAUUGUAACGAAGGAAGGAAAGACAAACAGAGGAAAAGAAAGAAGCACUGAGGUGUCAUGGAAGAGAAUGGAAAGAAGGGAACAACAGGAGAUCUGAAGUGGACCAACCACAGCUGCUGCAGCAGUGUCUUUUGACUGGUUCCUCCUUUAAAAUGUGCCAUUUUUGUUUUGUUUCCAGUUCUUUUGUCUCCCCGUGAUGAAUUUUGCCCGCCCUUUCAUAAAUCACAUACAAUUACCCUUCAUAUUCGAAUACAACAAGGUUUGCUUGGUUGUUAAAAUGGAUGUGUUGGUAAUCUUUGCAUCACCACACAUAUGUCCUGUCAUCCCAUCCAGUCAGCACCACACAUAUGUCCUGUCAUCCCAUCCAGUCAGUACCACACAUACGACCUGUCAUCCCAUCCAGUCAGCACCACACAUACGUCCUGUCAUCCCAUCCAGUCAGCACCACACAUACGACCUGUCAUCCCAUCCAGUCAGCACCACACAUACGUCCUGUUAUCCCAUCCAGUCAGCACCACACAUACGUCCUGUCAUCCCAUCCAGUCAGCACCACACAUACGACCUGUCAUUCCAUCCAGUCAGCACCACACAUACGUCCUGUUAUCCCAUCCAGUCAGCACCACACAUACGUUCUGUCAUCCCAUCCAGUCAGCACCACACAUACGACCUGUCAUUCCAUCCAGUCAGCACCACACAUACGUCCUGUUAUCCCAUCCAGUCAGCACCACACAUACGUCCUGUUAUCCCAUCCAGUCAGCACCACACAUACGACCUGUCAUUCCAUCCAGUCAGCACCACACAUACGUCCUGUUAUCCCAUCCAGUCAGCACCACACAUACGUUCUGUCAUCCCAUCCAGUCAGCACCACACAUACGUCCUGUUAUCCCAUCCAGUCAGCACCACACAUACGUCCUGUUAUCCCAUCCAGUCAGCACCACACAUACGUUCUGUCAUCCCAUCCAGUCAGCACCACACAUACGUCCUGUUAUCCCAUCCAGUCAGCACCACACAUACGUUCUGUCAUCCCAUCCAGUCAGCACCACACAUACGACCUGUCAUCCCAUCCAGUCAGCACCACACAUACGUCCUGUUAUCCCAUCCAGUCAGCACCACACAUACGUCCUGUUAUCCCAUCCAGUCAGCACCACACAUACGACCUGUCAUCCCAUCCAGUCAGUACCACACAUACGACCUGUCAUCCCAUCCAGUCAGCACCACACAUUACGUCCUGUUAUCCCAUCCAGUCAGCACCACACAUACGUCCUGUUAUCCCAUCCAGUCAGCACCACACAUACGUUCUGUCAUCCCAUCCAGUCAGCACCACACAUACGUUCUGUCAUCCCAUCCAGUCAGCAC